UUGACCUUCUUUUUUUUAGGAAAGCCUGUCUUCUCCGACCCAGAUACCUUAAAAAGAGCAUUCAAAGCCUGGCCAGCGUCUCACUUACUUAAGCUUAAGUGUGACGCGAAAGGGACACCACCACUUAAAUACACCUGGCUAAAAGACGGAGAGCUUUUGAAAGGGAGACGACUGGACCCAUACCUCAACACCUCAAUUUGGUACCUUAAACUGAAAGAUCUGGUACCUAAAGAUGCUGGACAAUACACUUGUAUAGUAUCCAAUCGAUAUGGCAGCAUAAAUCACACUUACACGGUUAGAGUUCUAGGUAAGAACACGGCUGCAUAUCUUCGGUUCCAUUGUAGACUCGUAGUUCAUCUCUCAAGGGACAGCCGAUUUUUGAGACAGUUUAAUGCCCAUUCUUAACAAACUUGAUACCCCAUAUUAACAACUAUAAAGGCACUGAGAAAAGGUUGUACUCGGUGUAAAGAGUUUUAUAGCAUUCAACUCAUGGCAAGGCCAACACAACAGAGAUAGCUGUAGAAAAAGUAGAAGAUAGACCCUUAAGUCCACUUCUCUUUUCGAACAAAAGUGUAGGUAUUUUACGCCUCCUUCAAAUUGUAAAGGAGUGAUGAAAGAGACAGGGCCAACAGCUUAUCGUCACUGACAAGCGACGUGAUCUUCUGACCACAGCUGCCUCUCCGAUCUUAUUAGACCCUUACUGGGGGUCCUGCCGGGGUUCUAACCCGUGACCUUUCCCAAACUAAACCGGUGCUCAUCCAACUGAGGAAAAAGGCGGCUAACCUCCCAGGGGGACUUCCAUAUGAAAGUGACGGGUAUGUUCGUCGGAAAAUUAAAAUUAAACCAUAAGAGAGACCAAUGUGGGUGUGGCUCAAGCUUAAACCGACCCCUAAAGGAGAGAAGACGCAAACAGACAUAAGAGCUAGAGUGUGUCGUGUUCUUUUUUAAACAUUAGACUUCUGUGCGUUCAGUGUCAAGGCGUUUUUUUUAAUUUCUUUAUGCACAGCCCUAAGCGAUACCGGAAUGAGCAAAUAUGGUGACUUUCCGUCCGAAGCAUCCGAAGUGAGACCGAAAUCUGCAAUGUACACCCCAAACGAGACGAAGAGCACCCCCGUCACUUUUAUAUGGGCAUCCCCCCGGGGCUAAACCCCAAACAUUGAUGCCAUUUGAUAGCUUCUCUCGAUGAAUAAGACAGUGCAGUUUUCAGCGAACGCUUUAUCUUGUUGAAAAGAUGCGAACCGUUUGACAAUGCAUGGUCUCUACAUCUCUCAAACUGACUCCAUAAAAGUUGAAGGACAGUUGAGGCCUGGCGUUUAACCGGGUGUUAAGGUCCUGACGAGGCAAAGGUUCUCGGUUUUUCUUUCAAAACGAAUUACAAAGGGGUCGUACAGUACCAUGUAAAAUAUUCUUGCUUGUUUCUCUUGGCCAGUUUGGCUAUUUCCCGUCUAAGUUCUCCGUUACAAUACGACUAUUUCACGCGACUAACUCAGCUGUUUUAAAAGAGAUCUGUAUGUUUUAACGAAUUUCCUUGAUCGUUUUUUUAACAGAUAAACCGCGAACUCGACCUAUCCUGCGAAAGGACCUUCCAAAGAACACGACUGUAGAGAUUGGGAAAAAUGCUACGAUGAAAUGCCUUGUCUUGGUCAGUGGGACGCUUCCAGAUUUUAGGUGGCUAAAAUGGGACAAAUCUGUCACAUUUGUGUCGAAGAUAGAAGACAACUUAGAAAGUGGGUCAUAUCAGCUUAUAGAUCAGCGAUAUUAUCACUCUGUGCAAUCGGGGGAGAGUUAUGGUUCUGAGGUGACAAUUACCAAUGUCACAGAGGACGAUUUUGGACUCUACACUUGUUAUGCGAGUAAUCACAUUGGAGCGGAAUAUAACAGCGCAUUCCUCAGCAGAUACGUGAGGCUCACUACUCCUUCUAAACGAGGUAAGAAGUUGUAA
This is a messenger RNA of Porites lobata, 1942 nucleotides long. NCBI's taxonomy places the organism in Eukaryota, Metazoa, Cnidaria, Anthozoa, Scleractinia, Poritidae. The record is from the annotation of a GenBank genome assembly.